ACCAAGGCUUGGAUAGAUGGGAAGAAAACACCUAGUAUUUGGCUCCGUGGAUUUGAACCUGAGACCUCAUGGUUCUCACUCACUUCAUUGACCACUAGGCCACACCCUUGGGUAUUUAUUAGCAAGCUGUUAAAUUUGCCAUCCUAUUAUGCAGCAGGCUUGAUAUUGGUUGGCUGCUGUCCUGGAGGGACGGCAAGUAAUAUUGUCACUUACAUUGCACGUGGCAAUGUGGCGCUUUCAGUAUUGAUGACUGGUGCAAGUACCCUAUCUGCUGUGGUUAGUAGUUUUGUUUGGUGGAUGACCCCUUUCCUAACAGAGAAACUUGCAGGGCAAUUUGUUGCAGUAGAUGCAGCUGGACUUUUCAUGUCCACUUUGCAGGUGGUUCUUCUUCCUGUCUUAGCUGGUGCAUUUCUGAAUCAGUAUUUCAAAAGCCUUGUCAAAAUUGUGUUUCCAUUGAUGCCCCCUAUUGCUGUAGCAACUGUUGCAGUUCUUUGUGGAAAUGCAAUUGCGCAGAGUUCUUCUGCAAUCCUCAUGUCAGGUCAACAGGUUGUCUUAGCUGCUGCUCUUCUUCAUGCACCUGGCUUCUUCUUUGGCUACGUGCUCUCAAGGAUGCUCGGGGUUGAUGUAUCGUCCUCAAGGACAAUAUCUAUUGAAGUCGGCAUGCAGAACUCGGUUCUUGGAGUAGUUCUAGCCACUCAGCACUUUGGUAACCCGCUUACUGCAGUACCAUGUGCAGUUUCUAGUGUUUGUCACUCAAUAUUUGGCAGUGCCUUGGUUGGUAUCUGGAGGCGUUCUGUUCCAGAUCAAGUGCAGCAGUGAGUCACUCUCUUGGUGUAUCUUGAUCAUGAAUCUAAGAUUGUAGCGUUCUUUUUUGACACUGCAUCGCAAAGUGAUACAUCAAGCUCGGUAGUCAUUGGAGUUAUAGGGUCUUUUUUAGAAGUUCCUAGUGUUGAUGUCUGGUUAAUCAGCAAUGAUAUUCGAUACCAAAAACAUUUUUAUUUUUUUUGGUGGUGAUUUCAAGGUGUUCCAGGUAACUUUUGAAUUCU
Molecule: messenger RNA, 1046 nt
Organism: Nicotiana tabacum (common tobacco)
Lineage: Eukaryota; Viridiplantae; Streptophyta; Magnoliopsida; Solanales; Solanaceae
Product: putative sodium/metabolite cotransporter BASS1, chloroplastic
Cellular component (GO): membrane
Source: RefSeq, a predicted model, not a curated record